CUCGACUCCGCGAAGCCUAUUUCUCGAAUUCUCUCUCUACGCCUUCCCUCCGACAUGUAGUAACUAGCCACCGAUUCGUUUCAUCACCCUUCACCGAAAAAAAACCCUAAUAAGUUGUGACUUGUUAGCGAUUACAGAUAUUCAAAUCGUGUCAUUUCAGUCGUGACCUAAUAGGAUCGUUUUUCUUCUUUGGCAUAUAAUACUCGUCGCUCCGAAUUGAGAAUCCUCCAAAAAGCAAAAUUAAUAUCAAAACUUCUUUCUGAUUCAAAAUCUCAUGAUGAAUCAUCCUAUUCUGUUACCGUUUUUUGUCUGUGCAUUGUUUUUCUUCUUCCUGUUGUUCACUCAAGGAGCGAAAACCGUCGACCCGUACAAGGUUCUUGGGGUUGAGCGAAAUGCAAGCCAACGUGAAAUUCAGAAAGCUUUCCACAAGCUUUCUCUCCAAUACCACCCUGAUAAGAACAAAAAUAAGGGUGCACAUGAGAAAUUUGCAGAGAUUAAUAAUGCAUAUGAAAUUCUGUCGGAUGAAGAGAAGAGGAAGAAUUAUGAUCUCUAUGGGGACGAGAAGGGCAGCCCCAGAUUUGAUACUGGUAAUCCUGGGGAUCAUGGGGGAUAUACCUUUUUCACAAGUGGUGGGCAAGGAAAUAACCGUUUUACUUUUAGGCCAGAUGAGUGGCAAAGUAUGGGUGGCCAAGGACAAUCCAAGUCAUUCUCAUUUUCCUUUGGAAAGCCCAGUGCAAGUCAGAGUUCAUUUAGUUUUGGUUUUGAUGAUCUCUUCGCCAAUUUCUUUAGGGGUGGUAUGACAGGUGGUAGCCAUUUCAGUGGUUUUAGUGGCUCAACAGGAUCACAAUCUGAGCCAAGGAGUUCACCUAAGAGCAUCCAGAUUAUAAAUUCACAACUGUUUAAGAAAGAAAUAACAGACCAGGGAAUUACCUGGCUUUUGUUAUUUUACAGACCUACAGAGAAUAAACAGCAGUAUUAUGAAUCUAUCUUAGAGGAAUCUGCCAUGUCGCUAAAAGGAGCCUUGAAGGUUGGUAGCAUAAAUUGUCAAACUGAACUCUCUCUCUGUAAGGAUCUUGGUAUAGCAGUUACCACAGCACCCCGGGCUUUUGUUUAUUCAUAUACCACAAAUGACAAAGGCUCCUUGUUAGAGUAUAAAGGUGAUUGGGAUAUCAAAAGUUUGAAAACCUUCUGUCUAGAUCACUUGCCAAGGUUUUCAAGACGGGUUGACUUAAAUAAUUUUGAUGUUUCCUCAAGAACUGUUGAAAACCUUCCUCGGGUACUCCUGCUCUCUACAAAGAGAGAUACUCCUGUAAUAUGGCGUGUACUCAGUGGUUUACAUCGCAAGCGCAUUAUCUUCUAUGAUUCACAGGUGCAUGAUGUUUCUGAUCCAAUGGUGAAGAAGUUAGGAGUUGAUGCACUUCCUGCUAUUGUUGGUUGGCUCUCAAAUGGGGAGAAGCACAUCUUGAAAAAAGGAAUUCAUGUCAAAGAUUUAGAAUCUACAAUUCGUGAUUUGAGUGUGCUACUUGAUGCAUUUGAGAAAAAGAACAAGAAGACAACCUCUGGUCAGGGAAAAAAGCCACAAACUGAACAGCAGGAGAAACAGAUACCUCUGCUUAUGAGUUCAAAUUCUGAUACUUCUUGUGGAGAAAAAACACCUGUCUGCAUUAUAGGUGCUUUCAGAUCAUCCAAAGCAAGGGGCCAGCUUGAAACCAUCCUCUCUACUGUCUCUCAGAAAACCCUAACAAGGAGGCAGAACCAAUUCUCCAGCACUGGCGAUGCUGUAUCCUACUCUCUGUUGGAUGCUACCAAACAGUCAGCAUUCCUCGACUCCUUUGACAAGUCCGGAUUCAAGUCUUUGGACAAACUUCUGGUGGCAUACAAGCCCCGGAAAGGAAAAUUUGCAUUGUUCACCAAUGAAAUGACCAUGGAAGAAGUGGAGAAGUUUAUCGGCUCCAUUCUUAACGGGGACAUACCAUUCAAGAAGAUACGACAAAAGCCAGUUCUCAAGUGAUUAGAAGAGAACGGAAUAUGACAGAUGUGAUGUGCCGGCGGUGACAUGUUUGUACAAAGUUGCGCAAUUUUAUGCAGCAUUAUACUGAUUUAGGCCCAGUUACCGAAUUGGUGGUUUUCUUUGGAAGCCUGUGAGUUGUAUGAUCUGUCACAAAUACUGUAGUGUAGUAGCAGAGAUCUGUGUACAGUGAGCUUGGAGUAAUCCGUGACAGUGCUUAAAGAAAAUUUGGUUGCGACAUCUUAAAAUACAUGGAUGUGGCCGUACAUCUUAAAAAAGUUCAUAGAUAUUUUAACCGUGUACAUUUGUAACUUGCUAGAACAAAUUUUGUAGCAUCCUUUUUAUGAUUUUUUUCCUAAUGAAAUUAUGACUUCUGGAGACCGAGGAUUGUC
Messenger RNA from Nelumbo nucifera (sacred lotus), 2400 nucleotides. RefSeq names its product DNAJ heat shock N-terminal domain-containing protein (gene ATERDJ3A). NCBI's taxonomy places the organism in Eukaryota, Viridiplantae, Streptophyta, Magnoliopsida, Proteales, Nelumbonaceae. The record is from RefSeq and is a predicted model, not a curated record.